Messenger RNA from Nicotiana tabacum (common tobacco), 1185 nucleotides. RefSeq lists its product as uncharacterized. The record is from RefSeq and is a predicted model, not a curated record. NCBI's taxonomy places the organism in Eukaryota, Viridiplantae, Streptophyta, Magnoliopsida, Solanales, Solanaceae. Gene Ontology annotation, biological process: defense response.
UAGAUUAGUCUUUAACAGAACUCAAAACAAUGUAAAGUAAUUUCUUAGCAUAAAGUAAUCUAGCCUUCUUAUGAUGCAAAACAGUACACCUUUUUUUUUAAUCAAGAAAAGAACCUUUGAGGAGCACAUAUUCUGUCACCAUUUGUAUCAAUCAAGGAGAAAGCUUUUCUUGAAAUGGGGAAAAUAUGGAUUGAAGUCUGCCUGAUUUCCGCCAGGGGAAUCCGAAGAACAUCAUCUUUGUGGAAGCUGCAAUGGUAUGCUGUUGGAUGGAUUGAUCCAAACAACAAGUACUGUUCUAAGAUUGAUUCUUCAGGCAAUGCAAAUCCUGUUUGGAAAACCAAAUUCUCAAUGUUGGUUGACACUUCUGAAUUAGAUGCCCUCCAUGUUGAAGUUUACAGUAGAGAGCCCAUUUUUCUAAGAGAAAAGCUCCUGGGAACAGCUACUGUGAUUUUGAAAGAAUUUCUGGACAAGUACAAUAACAACUCUGAAGUUUCAAAGCCGAUUGAAGAGGUGGGCAGCUUUCAAUUGCGGAGAAAGAACUCGAAUAAACCUCAGGGAUUUGUUGAUGUAUCGAUACGAAUUUCAGAGGAAAGGGAAGAACCAAGUUCACUCCCAGGUGACAAUGAGGGAUUUAAGCUUGCAGAUAACUGCAGUGGCUUCAACUUGGCUAAUGGAUAUAAACCUGCACCAGCAUACCAACAGCCACAAUCCUUGACCCCGUCUAAACUGCAGGGAAACCAACCACAGUCGAAUCACCAAUAUGCACGCCCAGUAACAUAUCCUACAAAUUAUUCCCACCCAUCGGUGGGGGGAACGAGCUACGCACCAACAGCAGGACCGAGCUAUCAGCCACAUCGUGCUCCACCACCACCACCUCCACCUGCUAAUGUUGGUUACAUUCCAACUUUCCUCCCAAGAACAGACAACACGCCGCCUAGUUAUUUCAACAUGCCACAAACUGGAUCAGCAGCAGCACGAAAUGCAAGACCUGGUUUUGGAAUGGGAGUAGGUGCUGGAGCAUUAGCAGCCGGUGCUGUGAUAUUUGGAGAAGAUUUCAUGUCUGGUUUUGAUAUUCCUCGUGGUUUACAGGAUCCCUCUCUCACCAUAUCUCUUGAUCCCCCUUUCUGAAGGUGGAAUAUCAACUAUUGUCUUAUGAUGCAUACAAUGAGAUAUUGUAAAAUUAAU